AUGCCGGGUAGGGUUCACUCGCGCCAACAGGCGGAGAUGGCGCUGCAGCGACUACUGAAGUUACAAAGAAUGGAGACCACAUGUAGCGUUGAGGUGAAAUUGGGAUGGUUCGGAGAGUGCAUCACCAUGCUCGAUUGUGCACAUAAGGCGGUGUUGAAGGCUGCCCUCCGAUUGCUGGGAAUGCUGGUGAAGCAGGAAACGCUGUGUGCACAGCUCUCUUUACUCCACUCGCUCGGCAUUGUGCGAGCAUUAGUUCAGAUUGUCGACGAUGGGGAAACAGACAAAGAGGUGCUACAUCUGUUGAUUUGGUGCCUGAAAGUGCAGCGCCUUCCUACCGACGCAAUAACUUCGGAAGGCAGCAACAUAUUAUGCUGUUUCAAUCGCGUGUACAGCAGCUGUUCCGACCAUCCCGAUAUAUUGCGGGAUAUACUGCAUGCCACCAAGACGGUCAUUCUUGCAGCCCCUCUACAAAUGCUGGGCCAUCCACCCGGACAGUGUGUUGCGAAUACCGUUGACGGGGAUGAUCAAUUAAAGAGGAAUUCGAUACAGAGAGUGCGUAAAGGCGGGAGUUUGAAAAGAUGUGCAAGUGCGCAUGAACCGGCAACGGUCGAUGGCACACCGCAGAAGCUCCGGAAGCUAUCGCCCCUUAUUAGUGUACAAUCACUCACAACUGAUCUAGACACGCGCGUUCACACAAAGUCCAUGAGGGCACAUUCUCAGAGGCACGCAUCAUCUAGAAUGCCUUCUCCAGACCCCCUCCUGGUGGGUGUCCAACCGAAGCAAGCACGUGUAUCGGAUAGCAAAGUGCUUUGUAAGUGUAAAUGUAUCUGUUGGAUGGGGUAUGCAAUGUCGGGUCUAUUCCAUAAGGAUGUGUCCGUUCAGAAUGCGGCGCACAGUUUGUUCUUCACCCGAGAUGUACCGUCGCGGUGUAAGGCCUUACUGAUGGGAGCACCUGGGCAACAGUACCCCUCGGCACAGACUGACAGUAGCACAAGACACGUCAGUACUAACGGCUCUCACACACAUAAAAAGGUGGCCUCACAUGCGAACAUUCAGAUGUGCAGUAACUCGGGAAUGGCGCAAGGUCAAGGGGUUUGUAUCACAGGGGAUAAGCUCGAAUGUGUGUGCAAAGGCACGACUUACGAUGUGACAAAGGAUGUGAAGCAUGUGGCGAAAGGCAGCAGUGAGAAGCAUUGGUUGUUGUUCGACCCGAGCCAUGAUGGCAGGUAUGCGCAGAAAGUGCCAGCCACGGAGCGCGAGAAGGUGCUGCUUGAGUUCUUUGCACGCAAUUUGGCAGGCACUGACGGUACUUAUAUAGAGAAAAUGGAAAUAGGAGAGGAUGUUGCUAAGCCAACUGGAGAAGAUGUCCGUGAUUAUGGUAUAGUGGGUGGCAAACACGUGGGCAUUAAACUUGACCGGCACGGUGAAGGUGUGGGUGACCAACAAGUAAGCGCAUCAACCCGCAGGAACAAAGUACCAGGAAAGAGGCGGCGACAGAGGAGUGGGCUACCCCCCAGUACGAGCAAGCAUCAGAACACUGCACGUGAAACGGCUGAUAAAAUGUCUAGUGCUUUGGACAAGGAGUUCAGACCGCCAUGUAGAACCCGAAACCCUAGUACAAGUGGAGUGGGUGGUUCUAAGCCUAAAACGGCUAUGUACAAUGGAGAAUCUGCCACAGAUACCGACACAGACACAGACCAAGCCCCAAGAGCUGAUGCGGGUGUGCAUAUAGAGCAGACCGCUGUGGUUGUGGAGGCUUCAGAAGAUGAGUUCAUCAAAAGCAUUAUAGGCCGAAGCGAACCUACUGUAGCUGAGGGUUUAGACGAUGAGUUCAAUACACAGAUUGUGUACCGAAACGAUCAAACCCCGCACGGGGCGGCGCUGAGUGGGCGCAGAGAGUGCCGGAGAACGCACCGACGAAAGCGCAGGAAGAAGGCUGGUUUGCCCGGACUCCGGGCUGGUGUGGAGAAUGAUAUUCCUCUCUUCAGCAUCGGCGACAAAAACGAUAACAGCCCCACAGAUACAAAUGCUGAUCAAUCCAUCGCCUCGGCAACCAAUACAAACCCCGACCCAAGGGCGCUCAGGCGCAAAAGUGGGCAAUCCGGGAGGCAGUCAAACACCAUACACAGUUCAAUGAGUCCACCUAGGCGGUGUAUUAGCGCACCUCUGUCUCUGUCAAAGCCACACCGGUACACCCUGUCAAAGACGAAGUCAUAUAUCGCAACGAAUCUCAAACAAUGUAGUAGUGCGCCUGUAUCUCAGUCCAAGUCUCAUCGGCAAGCCCAGUCAAAGUCACAGGUAGAUGUCACAUCUGAUCCUAAACGAUGUACCAGUGCACCUCUAUUCACAGCUCCUGCUGCUAUAGUAUCACAAUCAAAGCCGCCACCUCGCCCGUCUCAGUCAAACGAUACCCUCGGUACAGCGAAUCCAAAUACACACAACACAGUGACCUCACAUGCACUCAGUACAAUGAGUUCACAUACACUCAGGCCCACACCACUGAUGAAACCUGCAUAUGCGCACGUACCAGAUGAUACAAAGCCUAGCAUACACUCCAGUGAUAUUGGAGGUCCACACGUACUAAGCAGUGUGGAUCAGCCACUGUGUAGUGUUAACGAGCUACUACAGCACCACCUCCGUGCUUUACAUGGCCCUGUAGUAGGCAAAGGGGUGAGACAGGCGAAGGAUGUGGCAGCUGCAGCCGCUGCACACACACGCCCACACGUGUGUGUGUGCUGGGGCAUGCCGUCUACCACAGUCAAACGCAUCACUUCCUCAGUGGGUCAUUUGCGCGUUCUGCUGGACACGGCAGUGGGACAGUACAUCUACAAAGCAAGUUCGAAGAGUCCAGAAGCCGAGGAUGUGAAGGACGAUGGUCGAACUAUCAAACCGAAGAUCCAAGCCGAUACAAUCCCUCGGAAGCGCCCAAUGGCAGACGGCGCGGGUAUAGCCACCCGUGUACCGGUGACGGUUAAGUCCGAGGUUCGGCCUGCUUGUGUGUGCUCUCUGAGGUUCCCUGGCUUGGUAGGUGGUGACUGCAUAUGUCAAUCGACGGAGGCACAGAAUCAGGAGGAUCCUCCAAAGAAAACGCAUAUAUCCUUUAUCUCUCCUGAGGCCGUAGCCGCAGGCAUACGCAUCAUACGCACAGUGACACUGUGCAUUGCAGUGCUGCGUCCGGUGCUACACACGUGUAACUCGGCGGUAGAUGAACCGACUGCGGCAGGAGCUUAUAAUAGGUACAACACACAGCCUACUGCUUGUAAUGAGCCUGAGGAGUCGUUUGAUGAUAUCGGAACAACAUACACACAUGCACAUGGCUCCGUGGGUGCACGCACACACGCGCGCGCGCGCGCGCGACAUACCACGACCACUGCUGGGCGUGUGCGUGCGGAUAAUACCAAACAAGAACGGGCUACUAGUGCUGAAGAAGUAGAUAAGGGCUCGCUCCGAGCACGUAAAGAUGCUUUACAGGUACUCAUCACACUGCUGCCUGUGACUGAGGGUUUGCUGCGCCUAGCCUCCAUGUCGGUGGACGUGUGCGAAGAGGUGUGCCGUCUGUGGCAGGAUGUCAUCAGUGUGACCGGGUGUGCUUUGGACAAGCGAUCUUUGGCAUUGUUUCUGGGUCCGAUUUUGCUUAGUGUCCGCUGGGCCGCGCGGAAUGCUCGCUCUAGUCCCAGAUUAGUACGCCGACUGGUUGAUUGCGGUACGGAUCUGGCUGUCUGCCUUCACCAAAGAGGCUUCUCGUUUGAACUGCAGGAACUAAAGAAUGCCGUAGUCGAUCUAUUUCUAACAUCCUACCGGCUUUCACGGAGAGGGGUUGCUACAGACAACUCAUCGGAAUCAUCCUCAACAGCACAAGCAGCGUUGCCAGCCUACUUCAGAAUUAUCCCAAUACUCUUCCCUCCUACCGGACCACACUCAGAGACAGUACUCGAAGUCAUGGGCUUGGGAAGCGCUCGAGGUGGUGCAAUGAACGGGAACACACAUUCUUCUGCACUUACACAUGCACAUACAUACACGCGCGCAUCGGAAGUCGUAAGACAACCACAUGCGUGCGCAUCUGAGGAUUCGUUCGCGCAGGUAGCACCUAUUGACAAACCGGCGGGUACCAUCGCAGACUUCACUGCUACCCGUAUGCCUCGGCCGCCGAUGCCAAGCACAGAGGUUGGUAUCAGCGAGCAUGCCCAGAAGACUAUGCACAGCUUGGUUACCGACCGAAAGGAGGCAGCUAUAACCGUUUGCAAAGCGCUCUCUCGUGUAUUGCGAGGGCUAGAUAGGGAAGGUAUGCCCGUGCUUGAUACUCAGGAGAAUGGGGCUAGUGAUUGGCGUGCUGGGGCUAUGCAGAGGCCAAAUGAUAUCAGUAUGCGCUCUGCGCGUGUGCUUGACAGUUGGAGUGGUGAUAAAGUCGAAGUCGGUGGGCUAGAUAGCCCUUGUGAGGUUGGUGUAGAGGUAAGGUGUGUGGCCGUACGAGAGUAUCUGCGUAGUGUGUUGACGUGUGGUUCGGAGUCAGUCAAGAAUGCGAUGACGAAGGUGAUCAACUCGGAGGGUAUAGUUGAUAGCCACCCAACGGUUAAAACCGAACAGGUGGAUGUCACUAUUGUUAAUGAGAGUCGCAUUGGCCAAGCUACAAGCCGUGCAUCUGAAGUAGAACAGUCCAAUCCAAUUCUUGGCUCAGAUAAACUGGUGAUUAGUGAUACAGUCAAAGAUGUUAGCAGUGUUUUGUAUAAGGAUGAAACUAGUUGUACAGGUAUUGUUGAGUGCGGAACUGUUGGGAACUCUGUUCCACGCGAUCGGCUCGAUUGCGUGGAAUCAGAAGACGGAGGAAAAGAUGAUACGUCCAACACUGACGGAAAUGACGCUCAAAAUACCACGAUUAUGGCGAAGAGUGGUAUUGUUCUGACAGACUCUAGUACGAUACACGACGUGGCAAGAACGGAAGAAAAUGAUCAUGUAAACGGGAGUGUAGCGGACCUGUCAGUCGCUUGUGAUGAGACAGGGAAUGUGCGUAGCAGUAAGGUUCAGAGUGCGCUGGCUGCGUCGGGUGCUGUGAAGAAGGCGGUGAUAGAGGUAAAUGACGAUGGUUGUGUACCUAAGAAUGCUACAGAGAUCGCGACGGGCAUUGCAGGUCGGGGCUCUCUUGACACGUGUGAUAUCGGGAAGGAGGUGGAGGACCAUGAUUAUGUACCUGAGACCCAACAAGGUAGUGCGAAUAAUGCGAUAGACCUUGCUAAUAAUGCAACAGAUAAUGCUAAGGAUGUCACAAAUGUUGAUAAGAAAGUCACAGAUAUUGUUACGAAUGCUACGGAUAUUACUAAAAAUGCCACAGAUCAUGUGGAGAACGUUGAAGGUCUGGACUCUACGGACACGUCUGAUACUGAGGCAGAGGAAGAUGAAGAUAUGCCUCUAGCCAUCUUCUGUACUAAACGCAGAGUUACCAAUGUGGCUGCGAGGGGUCUUGGAGGAAUCCAAAAAGGUGCGCAAGAACCUGAGGAUAUUCAAUCAGGAAGUGUUCAUAUUACCGCAGACUUAACCCCUAGACCCCUGAAACCUGGAACCCUCGUUGCUAGGAUACAGAGUGAUUCUGAGAGAACGGGGGAGGGUUGCUCGGACAGUAUGCCUCUUAGUACAGAGGCAGCGAAUGGUUCUGUCUCUUAUGUCUAUGAGAUGGAUGGCAAGGUGCCCAGAGUAUCGGAAAAUACGCACCGCAAAGUUGAAGCCAUAGGAAAAGAUGGCAACAGUAGCAUACACCAGGACGAUAGUAGUAUGCACCGGCUAGUGGACAUAUCGCGGAACACUGUGGCUGAGGGUGCUGUUGAAGGGGUCAGCACAGACGAUGGAGAGUCUCCUCAAUGCUCUAGUGUGUCUUCAGAUGCAUAUACUGGCAAUGGUGGUUCAUUGGCGACUGCAUCAGAUGUUGACACCUCGAACAGCAGGCACUUCCCAUGCACUGAAAUUGGUAGUAGUAGUAGUAGGAAGUCUGUACUUGAUUGGGGUACCGCUGUCGAGAGCGCGUCUCGAAACUCAAGUGUGGCGUCGAACUCACAUGCGAUAGCCCUGGAAGGACCGAACAUUGUGCAAAAGGAAUACCCGGUUAACAGGGGAUCGUCGGUAGCGUCUGCGGAGGAGAAACAGUCCAAGGGCACGGGGUGUGCUGAUUCUGUGGGUGUAUCACCUCAAGUCAACGCAAUCGGAGGCUCAGGGCCAAAUACUACCGUCACACAGACAGCAAUGGCAGGCGAGAAACUGAAUUUGGCUACGGAGUGUGUUGAAAUUGUGGGAGUGACCCCGCAAAUCGCCACACUGGGAGGUUCAAAAUUAAUUCCUACUGACACACGGGCAGUUUCCGAUGGUGAACGUGUGCCUAUGAACGACAAUCUGCCGCGGGAAGUACUAUCAAAGGAUGAGAAUGCACGUGUGGUGCUUGUAACCGAAGCGUCUGUGGUGGUAAACGACACUGUACCAAAGAGUCUCGAGACAGCAUUGCAGGAACCAGCCAGUGGUGUCACUGUAGAGUCCGCCAAAAGCACAGUGAGAGCUGCACUCGAGGGGAUUGUACCUCUGCCGGCUGCGGAGAUGCGUGAGAGCUCGGGACUUCUGAAAACACCUACACGCUUGAGGGCGCUUGAAACGCAAAACGCUGUCUCAAAAGCCAUCUCGAACUCCCUCAAGAAAAUCAGAAAGGGCAAGAACAACCCCAUUCGUGAUACGGGUGUGUCUGGUGGCCUCAGGAAAGUGCCGUCGUCUCGGGCGCGUACUAUGUGUACCGCUGCGGCGAAUACGCGAAAGGAUGUGCAGUUUUCUGCGAGUGUUACACAAACCAACGCAGCCAAGCGACCUACUGCGAGUGUGUUGGACCUUGAGGGUGCAGAUAAUCUCAGCAUAGAUAUGUCUAAGCCCCUCAGUAUAGUCGUACCUGAACACAAAGAUGUGGCUGACGAUGAGUCUAAGGUUGUCAGUACAACAGCUGGUUCGGCUAGCUCUGGAGGUUGUGUCAGUGAAAGUAUAUUCGGUUCUAAUGAAGUCGCUACUGUGACCGUGCGUGCUUCUGUAGACCAGGACAUGACCUCCACCGGUGAACUGGGUAGGUGUGAAGGGAAAGUGCAAGCCGACAACAAGUACGCACUUUCUGAUUACGCUGAGGUGUCUCCAGAUAUUUGUGAUACAACAGCAGAAAGUAGGCCAACAACAGUACAUCCCUGUAGAGAAACUGAUGCGUCUGCUACUUGGCAUUCUGUUGGUGUAUGCCAUAUGGUGGCUAACAAAUGCUCGGUGUCUGAGUUGUCGGACAAAGGAUGUCGCGCAGGCAGUGAUCUGGAUGAAAGUGCGAGAACAGCUGCCAGCUACGACUUGGACCGCGAUUUACCUACAGGCCAAAAGGGGUUGCAAGCAACGGACAAAUAUACCGAUGGCAGUCUGCAGUGUGGUCUGGCUGCUGGUGAGCGCGUGGCGAAUACACCAAAGGGGAUUGUCAGUGCCACUGUAGAUGUGAGUACAUCUGCAAGCUGUGAAAGGGUUGGUGCGCCGGUAACUAUCGACGCUGUCGGUGUGGGGGGUGACUUACCUGAAGGUCGGGCUGCGGCGAUGAGUUCUGCGGAUGAUAAUCGAGGAGACACUGUACCUACAGACGCAGAGAUAGACGAGGCACCGAUGAGAAUGGCCGAUAGCUACUCAGCAGAUGGAGUAGUAGAGGUGGCGACUAGACGGGUUCUGCAGGACAGUCCGGUCGUAGACAACGUCUGUGUGACCAUACCCGGUGACAGGACGGGCGCAUUAGCGAGGGGUUCUACAGAUAUUCCGGGCGUGUCUAGCCAUGGGGAGAUAGUGAAUACCCAUGCUGUUGACGAGAAGAAAGACUCGUUGGCCACUACUUGUGUAUCUACACCCUGUGAAACGGCGGAUGUACAUACACAUGAUGUCGACCAGGAUACUGGCUUAGUGGGCGGGGCUGAGCCUGACCAGGGCUCUACGUCCUGUCUGUCUGCUGCCGAAAGUGUGUCUACUGCUGUAAGUAGUGCUGUACAGGUUUCCUGGAUUGUUGGUAUGAGCGUUUUUAUGGAGAAAACGGAGAAACGUACGGAUGUAGUUGAUUGCGAAAGUGCGAGCGAGGAUAUAUUUAAACAAACAGCCGAUGGUGAUUGCGACAAGGAUGAGUUGCACUGGAUGUCAAAAGAUGAUGCAACGAGUCAAAAGGGAAGUACGCUGAGUGACCUAACCAACAACGCUAACGCGAGUGCGAGUACGAAUAGCGACAGUACCGAGAUAGCAACCCCCCCACAACACGCCUCCGUACCAAAGUUUCAACACACGGCUGUUGAUGUAGUGGCUGUACCUCUAUUGGAAGAGACAGAGUUGAGUGUCACACCUACCCAUGGCCAUACAUCCGGUGUGCUCAUGCAGAGCUCUGUCGGCCUUGUAGUAGCUGGUUUUGCCACAUGUCAAGUAGCAGACGCUGCUGCACGCACAUAUGAGGACAGUCGACCUUCCAAUACACAUACGGCUAAGGAUAGUAGUACUCUCACACUUGCAACCGGCGAGGAUAGUAAAACGGCCGUAUUUGCAAGUGAGGAUAGUGGAACUCUAUCUUCCAAUACACAAGUGCGCGUGUCUACCCCUAUAGGCGUGGGUGACCCACAGGUCCAUACAGACGUGCAGACACAUACACUCUCUAGCGCACACACCCUCACAUCCUCACACGCACAAACACACACACCCUCACAUGAACAGAUACACGCACACGCCCGAGCAAGCACACCCGUCGUGCCUGAGUCGUUGCUAGUGCAAUGCGUGCAACCACGUGCGCGUUUCCCUGCAUGGACAGGUCUCCGUGAAGCGCCACACGGCUUUCUAGGCCAACAACCCGCAGAGCGCACGAACGGUUUGGAUAACCUGGGCACACAAGUAUGUACACAACGUAGGACGUAUGUAAAUAUCACGCCACAGACCUUGCCUGGGUCAGAGACAGAGAGUGGGUAUUUGAGCAGCAGUACCCCUGCACAUGCAGACCCACACCCACACCCACGGGCUCGGCCGUACACACCGUAUAUACAGCCUUAUAAACCGAAGCACGCGCAGACAAUGGCUAAUCUUAAACAUACAUGUCCCUCACCAUCGGACACUCCGCGAAGAGGUGCAAUUGGGCCUAAGCACACCUUGACUGAAAAUUUUAGGUGCACGCCAUCACACGCUAAUACCAAAGGUACUGAGGAGGUAGCUGUGGAGGAGACCCCCGACGAGACGCCCAUGCAGCCUCGCAAUUUGGCGAUCGCCAUCUGUCGCACGGAGGAAGGGCUGGGUGCUGACGCAGAUGUUGCGAUGCUAAAAAUAGAACAGCCCGUGCUAAAAAUAGCACAACCGUCUACUAGUCAUGAUGCCAACGAGGUUAGGACAGUCUGCGACGAGGUUAUAUAUCUGGGUACUAAAAACAGAGCAUCAAGUGGGGUUGAGACAGCUGGUGCCUGUCCCGAUACCCAAUCCACACACUCGACCGACAUGAAAACACAGCAGGCGUCGAGCACAGCCACCACUCGACAUAACCCACAGACACAGACCCACAGUCUCACACUCUCACACACACACGCACGUUCUCGGUUUGAGCCCUGUGCACCGUCUAGCACACCGUCUGCGUCGAGUCUGCGGUCGGUAGGAAUGUCGGCGGUGUCUACCCCGUCCAGGUCACUGCGGUUUGAUUUGACAGCCAAUAUACUGCACGAAUUCGAGAUGGAGGGCCGUUGUCUCCGUAAACUCAAGACCAGCCAGUCGCCAAGCACUGAGAACAAGCGAACCCUGCAUGAUUCUCCAAAGGUCAUUGUGAAAGGCGAUCGCGGCAGUCCCAGUUCGGUGAAGAAGAAGGCCAACCGCAAGUGGUUUUCGGACAGUUAUCUGUCGCCCGAGUGGUUAUCUCACCCCAUCAAACAGGUUCUGAAAGACCUGGGGUUCCUUGCGAUCUCCCUCAAGGCAGCAGAACGGUUUCUAUUGGGGAGAGGUGUCAUCAAUUUGGGUGGUUUGGUGGAGUGUGAUAGCGAUCUGUGCUCUAAGCUAUGGCCCGCCCCGGCACGGCCGAUACUGCGCGCCAAAAUGGGAGAGAUCUACGGCAAACAACCAACAACGAGCGCAAGCAUAAGCAGCAAUGCUAUACGGAGAAGUCUACUGUGA
Messenger RNA from Sphaeroforma arctica JP610, 10152 nucleotides. RefSeq lists its product as hypothetical. NCBI's taxonomy places the organism in Eukaryota, Ichthyosporea, Ichthyophonida. The record is from RefSeq and is a predicted model, not a curated record. The coding region runs from base 1 to 10152 and encodes 3383 amino acids. The transcript is spliced from 14 exons.